Phlebotomus papatasi is the source of this 7000-nucleotide messenger RNA. RefSeq names its product serine-rich adhesin for platelets-like. Gene Ontology annotation, molecular function: cation binding; protein serine/threonine phosphatase activity. Gene Ontology annotation, biological process: protein dephosphorylation; negative regulation of protein kinase activity. The transcript has 10 exons. The record is from RefSeq and is a predicted model, not a curated record. Bases 1 to 5058 code for a protein of 1685 amino acids. Lineage: Eukaryota; Metazoa; Arthropoda; Insecta; Diptera; Psychodidae.
AUGGAGCAGCACUGGGAAGAACACCGUGAAUUUUUGAAGACUUUUGCAGCAUCAAUUAAUCCAAACGAUCCAUUGCCAGUUCGUGUAUCCAGCUAUAAUUUGACGGAGGAUGAAAUUGAUGGUGAAAUAAUUCACUGGGCUCUGCAAUACUUAUCCAGCAGAAAUUGUCCAUCGACUCUGCUCAAUCCAAUAGUCCGAGCCGUUAUUGAGAGAAUUAAGCAGCAAUGCCAGAAAUCGCCAGAUGUCUGUGGCUAUAAUCCCGAAAAGAAAUUUUAUCAACCAAUUAAGUUGAUGAGAUCAGUCACUGCGAUGGUGGAUGAGGUGUGUCUGAAGGCGCUGGAUAACGCAGCAUUGGAUUUGAUGAUGCCACGGAUAAAUCCAUCGAAACUACCACCAAAAUAUGAGGCUUAUGCUGUGAAGAAUGGUCGGAGGAUUAUGGAGGAUCGUCAUGUGGUGAUAGAUGAUUUCAAUGGGUUGUUUGAUGUUAAAGUCAAUGAAUCACAGAGAACGGGCUUUUAUGCUAUUUUUGAUGGACAUGGUGGGCUCGAUGCAGCAGCCUACAGUGUUUCCCAUCUUCACUACCAUCUCUCUGACAGUGUUUACUAUCCCAAUUCACCGGCUGAGGCAAUUAAGGAUGCUUUUGUUCGCACAGAUAAAACUUUCAUCCAAAAGAAUGAGUAUAGAACACUAAAAGGUGGUACAACAGCCCUAUGUGUUCUCCAUCGGCCGGAGGAGAGGUGUCUAUAUGUGGGCUGGGUUGGAGAUACUCAGGCACUUUUAGUUAAAAAUCGAAAAGUUUUCCAAACUGUUAAACCCCAUAAGGCCGAUGAUGAGUCUGAGCAGAGGAGAAUCGCUAGACAAGGUGGUGCUUGUAUAAUGUUUAAUGGCGUUUGGCGUGUUAAUGGACAGUUAGCAAUCACACGAGCCAUCGGUGACGUCGACUAUAAACCCUAUGUGACGAGUGAACCGGAAAUAAUGUCCAUUCCAUUGGAUGGCGAUGAGGACUUUCUAAUAAUGGCUAGUGAUGGCCUGUGGGAUCAUGUGAAGGAGGAUGAUGCUGCUAUAACUGUAUACAACAUGGCAGCGCAAAAAGCUACAGAUAAUUCACCGUGCAUCUCAAAGUAUUUGGUGGAGAAGGCCAAGGCGGACGGUUCAACUGAUAAUAUUACCAUCAUCAUCGUCUUCCUCAAGGAUCCGGCGAUUAUAGGGAAGUCUGUGGCUGAUUGGGCACAGCAGCAAGUGGCCAUGGAAACUGAGUAUGCAACCAACAAUGAACCAAUGUAUGCAACUGAUCAGAUUAUCUCAGCUACGGGCGGUGGGACUCUGGGAUCGGCGGAGGAGGAGGAAGAUAGUUUGAAUAAUUUGGUGAAAACUGCAUCAGCACCAAUUGGAAGUGAUGGUGUGACGACGGGUGACUUGCUCGGGGAUGAAAAUAAUUUCUAUUGUGAUACAAAUCUGAAUGGAUCUGGUGUCAAUAUCGUGCCGGAAAUUCAUCAGUCGGCAACGGGAAAACGUUCAGCUGUGGAUAGUAAUGAUGAAGAAUGUGAUUUGGGACCAGAAACAGAUGUUGAUGCUGGUGAUGAGAUUAUGUUGAGUCCAGAGGAGGAGUCCAGUGUAGCGGCGGCUAAGGAGGAGAAGCAAUUUGAGCCAAAAGAAAUUGAUGCCAGUGAAGAAACAUCCGAAGAUUACAAUCCAUUCAUCACACACUCCAAUGAGGAGCAAUUUGAGUUGCGUCAGGAGAAUUUAUUGAAAUAUCCAUCAGAUGAAUUCAGUGUACCAACCUCAGGAGAAGACUUACCGCCAAUGCAGCACAAUCCCUUUGACAUUCCAGUGCAUGAGAAAGAACAGAAUCCCUUCCAUUUGGAUGGAUCAAAUUCUGAAAUUCCUCAAGAAAUUGCUCAGGUUGAUACGGAAAAUCCCAUAGAAAGUACAGUAGAAUCCACAGAAAGUGACUAUCUCAACCAAAAUGUUGACGUAACGGAUGAUUGUGAGACAAUUAGAAAUGUUCCAGAAUUGGGCGAACAAUUGCCGGAAGUGACCAAUGAUGAGAUUUCUCUCUUUGGCAAGAACCUCGAAAGUCUUCAGGCAUUUAGUGAGUCAAUACCAAUUCAAGGUGAGCAACAUCAUGAUGCCACUCCGGAAAUUCUGGAUGAUAACAUUGAAGCAGAGGCAGUUGAGAUGAAGCAGGAAAUUCAGCAGGAUACCGUACAAGAUUUACCUGCGGAACAGCCACAAAAUGUUUCUGAUCACCCUCCACAGGACCACCUGGAAGAUGUCAAUUUUGAGAUCACCUCGGAACAGAAAUCUGAAUGUGCGGUGGCGGAAUUACCAAGUGACACAGCAGCAGUGACCGAAAGUGCAGGAAUAGUUGAAAGUGAAGAAGAAUCUGACGAAGAGUGGAAUUAUAUUAAGGGAGAGCAGCAGAAGGAGCUGAAAGUGAAGGAAUCUCACGCAAUUUCACAAGCAAUUGCUGAGUCUCAAGAGGCUUGUUCAGAUCUUGUUAACGAGGACGCUUUGUCCGAGAGGGAGCCAGAACUUGUGGAUUUGGAGAAGAAGGAAGAGAGUGAAGAUACAAUGGCAUCAAAAUUGAAUCCUGAUGCACAGGAAUUUAUUCCAUCAUCUCCAGUUAAUUCAAUUGGUGGCUUUAAGGAGAACAAUCACCAUUUGAAUCUUUUGGAGAAGGAUGAGAUUUUAGCACAGAGUCCGCGGAAGGUUGGAAGUAGUUCUGAUAAUCCACUCUUUGAUCUUCCGGAUAUGGAUCAAUUUAAUAAAGAAAUCUCAAAGUGUCCCCAUGAAUUUGAUGGUGUUUAUUUACCUCAGUCACCAACAAAUUACCAGGAGAUCAAUCUCAAGGAAGCAAUGCAUGGGGAUGAGAAGAAGGAUGAGAGUGUUGAGGAUACAUCGGAAAAAAUGCCACAAAGUACGACAGAUGACCAAAUUAAUGAUAUUAUCAAAAAUAUUCCUGGUUCAAUGCAAUUGGGUGAUGCAACUGUUCCAGGUGAAAAUGAUCCUAUGAAUAUGUCAUAUCAUCAGGAUAUAAAUGAUGGUUCCUUCUCCACGGAUGCGCAUGAUCUGAAUUCGGUGCAUUUGUUGCCGUCAAAGGAGGAGUUGGAUGAUACGACUGAGGAGGAUACAAAAGAGAAUGGUGAUGUGGGUGAUGAGGUAGCAUUGAAGCCCGAAGAGGAUAUGUUCCAGAGUGAACCAGAACGGAGCUUUGAGUUGGAGUCUGAGAAGCCAGAAUCAGAAUUGGAGGCGGCAACGGUGCUGUUGGAUUUUGCUCAGCAGAAACCAGAAAUGGAGGACUUUGUUGUGGUUGAAACAGUGCCUGAGAAUCAAAUUAAUGUAACUGAUUUAGAUUCGGACCUUACAGGGAUUGCCGAUCAGGCCAAAUUGUCAGCUGAAGCGGAUGUAUUUGUGCCCAAUAACAGGGUUGAGACACAGGGGAUUGAUUUGAACUCACUGCCAGAGUCUGAGUCAACGGUUAAGAGUCUCCAAGAUAAUGAUGUUGAAGAUUCUCCAGAAUCUGAUCAAAAUUGUUUUGUGCAGGAGGAAGUUGUAGCAACGCAUGAUGAUUUAAUAGGGACACAGGAAAGUGUUGAGGAGAAGAGUAAAGUGGAAACUCCACCACCAACUCCAGCUGCUACCAAUAAUGGCAUUAUUGAUCUAUCUGAACGUUUGACUAGUCCUGAGCCUCAAAAACUCAUGGAGGCUGUGGAGAAAUUGGCAGAACCUGAGGCUGAGGAGAUGACAAAGACUGAGAAAGAAGUGGAUUCUGUUCUUCCGGCUGUUACAGCUGGAGUAGCAGUUGCUGGAGCUGCAGUAACUGUUGCUGCUGCUACUGCUGCUGCUCCUGCUGCUGCUAAUGAUACACCCAAGGAGGAGCCUGAAGUCAAGAAGAAGGCAGCUACCAAACCUGUGGAGAGUUCGAAAAAAGAAGAACCAAAAGCUAAACCACGCACAACAAAACCUCCAUUGGGAGCUAAAGCAUCACCAACUUCAGCAACUCCCAGGACGACUUUGGCGACAAAAACAACAACAACAGCAGCAGCAGGCAAAGUUUCACCAGUGAAACCACCAUCAACACUCAGCACUCGUCCAAAAUCCAGCCCAGCCGCUUCAGCCACCACAAAGUCACCAGUAACGUCUAAAUCCUCCCCCCUGGCAUCAACCCGUAAACCAUUGACAUCACCUUCAACAGCCACAAAAUCGCCAUUGGCCACAUCUGCUGCUGCCCCCAAGACGACUUUGGCCUCUCGUACUACACCAGCCAAGUCACCCCUGACCAAACCAAAUUCAGCCACAAACACAAGAACAUCCAGUGGUGUGGCCACCUCCAAGACAACCACCACCACUGCUGCCCCUGGAGUGAAGAAGACGACAUCGACAGUGACAACCACAAAGAAUCUGUCAACAAAACCAACUGUUCUGUCGGCACGACCAAAGCAGCCGACAGGUGCUACUUCUGGAUCAAGCUCCAGCACGACCACCACAUUAACGAAAACAACACGCACGACCCUCUCGUCAGCUAAACCGAGAGUACCAAGUGCAACGACCACAACAACCACGACUCGAACGGCAGCCACUGCGGCUAAGGAUAAGGAUGUUGCCAGCAAAACCACCACUAAGACAACUACAUCACGACCAAUGUCGGCUACCACGAAACCACUUGUGCCGAAGCCCACGAUUACAUCGACAUUGCGGAAGACUGCUGAAGCCACUUCUAAGGUCACGACGACCACAGUGAAGAACGGUGUAAAGACGACUACAACGACCACCUCGACUGUUGGUGCAAAAAGGCCGGGAUCUCUUACGUCGCGCACAACAACAGCAACAACAACCAAAAAAACAGCCACAAAGGUGGGUGCUUCGCCGACAGAGAAGAAGCCCGUGUCGGCAGUGACUGAGAUUAAGGCAAUUGAGGUGACGGAGAAAUUGUCAAAUGGUGAUUUGUUGCAUACUGAAAAAAUUGAUGGAAUUGAUGUGGUGAAGAAGGAAGUGGAAUCUCAGAAAAUUCUGGACAAUGCUGCCCAAUUGAUAAUUGACCUCAAGAAUGACUAAGUGCAUUGUUUAUCCUAAUCAAAAAAAAAAAACUUUUCUUGGUCACACAUCUCGCAUAAGAGAGACUUUUGACACUUAAAAAAAAUUUCAUCAUCACUACUUUAUCAUAAAAUAAUAACACAUGAAAAAGAAUGGGCAGAUUGUGUUGAGGAUGAAGAGAAGAAGACGAUAGCUAUGAAGACAAUUGAUUGAUUGUGGAUAAUGUUGAAGGUAAAUAAUUAGAUAUUUUUUUGUCCCUUUUAUGUGAAAUAAUCAAAUUUAGUGCAGAAAACAAAAACUGAAAUAAUUUUGAAAAGAAAAAGAGAGAUAUUUUGGGUAACAACGACGGUUUUUUUUUUAUCCUAAAAAAAAAUAUUUUGAUCAUUAUUUGUGUUUAUAUUACAUCGUCGUGAAAGACGAUUUAUUGUUUUUCUUUUUAAUUAUUUCUUUUUCUAUAGGAUCCAUUUUGAAAUUUUUUUUUGCUUUGCACAUUUUAUUCAAAUGUUUUAUAUUUUUUUAUUUGUGCCCUUGCGAAAAAGAAAAUUAAAUAGGGUGAAAUAAUAAUAUGUUUUAUCCAAACAACUAGUAAUCUGAUAAUGAAUACAUGAAAAUAUUAAUCUGAUUAAUCUAUUGCAAUACUAAUAAUUCAAUAUUGAUAAUUAACAUAAUGGCGAGACAUGGUAAAUUAAAUAAAGGAUAUGAUGAUUAUUGGGAAUGAAGAAAUGUCUUAAAGUGUAAUUAAAUUGAUUUAAAAAAGAAUUCAAAAGGAAUGGAAAUAACUGAUAUGAAAGUAGUGAUUAAAUGUGCUUAUCGUAAAAAGAAAAUCGGAAAUAUAAGAUGAUGGAAUUAACGAAAGAUUUCGUGUGAAAGAGAGUUUAAAUGGAUCACAGAUUAUGCACUUAAAAAAAAAACAGCGUAAUUUCUCAAAAAAAAAGUAAACUUAUAAUAACUAUUUAAAUUAAACAUAAACUAUAGAGACGAAAAUCAAUGAUAAAGAUAAAUAACUGUUGUCUUGGUAGAAGCUUGAUAGAAGAAGAAAAAAAAAAGAAAUUUCAUUUUUAAAAUGAAGAAAAUUAGCUUCAUUGGAUUUGGGAAGAAAAAGCGCCAACUGAACAAAACAGUUCAGUGCAAAAUAAUUGAGUCAGAUCAAAUUUAAUGUUUCGAGUUGCCUGUUAAAUGUUGCUUUGCCUUAUUACAGUUUUUACUAUGUAUUUUUAAAAUAACAGUAAAUAACAAUUUUAAAGGAUAACUGAAAUAUUAACAAGAGUAUCAUAAUGAAAAUUAGAAUUCGUGCAAAAAGAAAAAUAUAAAUUUAAAAAAAAAAUAGUGCGAAUCAACUAAAAAAAAAUCGAUAAUUUUUUUCCUUCUUCGAUAUUUGACUUACGAAAUUUAUGAGUAUUAUAGGAAUCUUCAUUUCUUUAUUUUAUUUUUUUUUUUGUAAUAUUCUGAAUACAAAGACUUAUGUUAAUUUGUUUAAUUUUUCCUUCAAUCUUUGUCGUAGUGUUGAAAAAUUGCAAGAAAAAAAUUUGUGAAAAUUUAUCCUGUUUCUUUUGUGUGAAGAGAACAAAAAUCACAAGAAAUUUACUAUAAUAGUGAGAUUGCACUAUAAAAAAAAAGCUAUGGCUUUUGUUUUCUAUUUACGUUCGGUUUUAUUUAUAAAUUGAUAAUUUUCUGUUACUGAAUGAUUUUUUUUCCCUAAAUUGUCAUUCAACAAGAAAAAAAAGAAAAUUGAUGAUUUUAUUAGACUUAUAUAAAAUAACAACAACAAAAAAUCAACCGCUAAGAAAUCAGCACGUUUUUUGAAUAAAUGCGAAUCAGCCAGAAAAUUUUUAUAUUUCAAGAUGAAAAAAAAAAGAAUUGCAAGAACAAAACGUAUGACAUAAGAUUUUUCUAGAUUGUAAAGCAUUUCUUACAUAUAUUAUUUUGAUAUAAAAUAUAUUUAUAAAUUUUAUGGAGGACACAA